GUUUCUUCCUAUUCUCUUUGCGAAAGACUCUAAACGUGUUCUCCGCGAACAUGCUGUAUGAAAGUUCACGAUGCGCCCCGAACUGCUACUCGUCGCCGCCCUCCCAGCCGCAUCGGCCGUUUUUGAUGCAAGAGAAGCCACCAUUUCAUCGACUCAUCACGCGUUGUUCACGGGCCUGUCAACAUGCAGAGAAGUCGUGUCGUCAUUCAUCACUCGCAUAGAAUCUUUCAACAACAAGACGAACGCUAUAUUAUCUCUUAACCCGAGGGCUCUGGCUAUCGCGGAUGCCUUCGAUGAACGCUUAAAAGCCAAUAAUGGCUCGUAUGGCGCCUUGUUCUGCAUUGCCACACUCCUCAAGGAUAAUUAUGACACGUCAGAAAUGCCAACUACAGGUGGCAGCCAGGCUCUCCGAGACUCCCGGCCGACUGAGGAUGCACCUGUCGUUAAGGCCUUGAAGAAGGCUGAUGCACUUAUCCUCGGAAAAGCUAACCUUCACGAACUAGCUCUUGAGGGCCUCAGCGUCUCUUCUCUGGGCGGACAGACUAUCAAUCCCUAUGACAGCACUCGAACGCCUGGUGGUAGCUCAGGUGGAACUGGGGCAGCUGUAGCAGCCAGUUUUGCAGUCUGGGGUACCGGGACAGACACCGUCAACAGCCUACGAUCGCCGGCCAGUGCCAAUAGCUUGUUCAGCUGCAGACCGACGCGAGGACUGAUAUCUCGGAGUGGAGUGAUACCUAUCAGUUACACACAGGACGUGUUAGGACCAAUUGGCCGAUGCGUGGAAGACGUAGCGACUGCGUUGACUGUGAUGGCCGGGACGCCCUAUGAUGCAGCAGAUAAUGCCACAGCUCUUGCUCCAGCUGGGAUUAAGGGCACUAAUUUUGUCGAAGGACUCGCAACUGGAUCACUUCAAGGGUUGCGACUGGGGCUCCUUGAGGGUUUCUUUAAUCGUACCCCAUCUGCCGAGACGGAUCCUGUCAAUGAAGCGAUGGCGAACACCACAGAGAAAUUACAAGCUGCAGGCGCAGCAAUCGUCUCAAUCGCUGAUGACAUGUACGAUACUUCUACGCUCGCAAACCUCGACACACAGCGCUACGAAUUUCGCGAACUAUUGGACGCCUACCUACAGCGACCUACACUGGAAGGCUCUCAUCCGAACACGACUUCAGAACUCUACCAGAGCGGUGAUUUCGUCGUUAUCCCGGCGCAGUACGAGUAUGUCAACACAGCACUUGUUAGCUCGACGGCCAAUGCAACAUAUUCCUCCGGGAACCUCACAAAACCAUCAUACGACACCAUCCUGACCGGGGUCCAGAACCUGACACUCGCACUCAAAAGCACCGUCAAACAGCAUAAUCUCGAUGCAAUCAUCUACCCCGAGCAGAAGAAUCUCGUUGUCAAAAUCGGCUCUCCUUCUCAAAGCGGCAGAAAUGGAAUUUUGGCAGCUCUGACAGGGACUCCCGUGGUCACGGUUCCUGUAGGAUUCAGUCCCGCAACGGAAACGGCGCCCGAGGGUGUGCCGAUUGGAAUGGAAAUUCUGGGACUGCCGUGGACAGAUAAAGAGUUGUUGAAGAUUGCGUGGCAGAUCGAGAAUAAGCUGGGAAGAGUGAGGAGGAGCCCGAUAUGGGCGUUGGAGGUGGUUGAGAGCAAGGACUAUGAGCGUGUGCCGAUUGUUGAACCGAAUGUGGAUGAUGUGGGUCGGGAAGCGUAUCCUUUGGGGACUUUGUGAGCUUUUGAGCGUAGGCACGGCUCCACCUGAAGGCACUGAUGGCAUAAAGCUGUCGCAGCUGUCGAGGCUGGGUUCAUGCUCAGAUUCGUAGUCUGUGGAGUGCACAGUGCCUGAGGCAUGAGCCAAGCAUAGCCUAAACAAUUAUUUCCCCUUCAGGAAGUUUC
Messenger RNA from Cercospora beticola, 1893 nucleotides. RefSeq names its product amidase. The record is from RefSeq and is a predicted model, not a curated record. NCBI's taxonomy places the organism in Eukaryota, Fungi, Ascomycota, Dothideomycetes, Mycosphaerellales, Mycosphaerellaceae.